AUGGACAAAUUAACCAUAGAUAAAUUUCAUAUCAGAGGGAUUCGAGCUUACUAUGACGAUACAACAAGCACAAAAACCGAAGAGACCGAUUCGAAGCUUUAUUAUAAAACUCAAACAUUUCACUGUAAAGUUGAGAUAGAUAUUCCUACAUGUAUAUCUGAUCAUGAUUGGACAAUUGGUCUUGUUCAAGCCUGUGAUUACAUGUAUUUAGCUAAUGAUUAUGAAGGAGUUGGUAAAUCACUCUGGGAAUUUCAUCCAUUAAAAAGUGGUCUACGAGAAUUCAUCAAUGAUAGCGAUGGUUGUCAAUAUCCAUUUUAUGAUGUAUAUCAAAGCUUAUGUAAUAUUAAAAAAGGUCCAUUAAAAAAAGCAACCCUAAACUUACAUAUGAAAGAUUAUUUUCAUCCCUCUGUUGUCUGGGAGCUACCCUUUUCUGGUGGAGUACGACUAACUGAGAUUACUAGACAACAAAAAUUUCUAAUUUGGUUACUGGCUAUCAAAUAUGGAAAAAAGUUUUCACGUAAAGAUGAGAUUACUGUAUUUGAAAAAAUACGUUGGGAAUAUGAUUUACGCAUAAAAAUUGAUCCAUUUAUGCCUUUAGGCAGUCGCAUACGCAAAAUUUAUGAUCUACAACAUAAUGGAGUUAUUUUAACGAACUCGGAUAAACCUUACCGAUUACCUAUAUCUGUAGCAUUCCCACCUCAUUGCAAUGCUGCUCAAUCAUUAAUAUGGUACCCUAAAGAUUCACAUGCAUCAGCACGUAUACUAGUACCUCCGGAACAAAUUAUCGUUCCUUGGGAACAAUGGGUACAUGAUAUGUUGGGUUCAAAUGCUGCCAGAGUUUGUAAACCAAAUGAGGUUUUCGAAAUCGGUGGCGAUAUAAUCUGA
Messenger RNA from Schistosoma turkestanicum, 885 nucleotides. The record is from the annotation of a GenBank genome assembly. NCBI's taxonomy places the organism in Eukaryota, Metazoa, Platyhelminthes, Trematoda, Strigeidida, Schistosomatidae.